AUGUCGACCACGCCUACCAUUGUCGAAUCGCAUCCUGAUGACGUCGACAAUGGCACCUCCAAUACCCGUCACCGCCAUGUCCGCGUCCUAGAUGAGGAAAAGGCUGUCGGGCAUUCAGGCGACGGCCCAUCUAUUCAAUCAUCUGGGACCGAGUCGCAGCGUCGUCGUCGUCUCCACGAGUUUUCGCAACACUUCCACUUACAGGAGGGCCAGGAAGGGCUGGUGAAGUUCUGGGAUCAGUUCACGAGAAAGGGAAAACGGAAGAUUGGGUUUGUGGAGAGCUUGCGUGCGAUCGUGUUCUCAUCUUGGCUCAACAUCUUCCUCAUUCUAAUACCAAUCGCCUGGGUUUCGUACUUCCUGCACUGGCCCCCCAGAGCAACUUUCACUUUGUCGUUCUUCGCCAUCAUCCCUCUUGAACAGUUAUUCGACUAUGGAGGAGACCAAAUGGCUUACUACCUUGGAAAGGACCUCGGAGACCUGAUUGUCGUUACCCUCAAUAAUGCCGUCGAAGCUACUCUUGCCAUUAUCCUGCUCGAGAAGUGCGAAUUACGACUCUUGAAAUCAACAAUAGUUGGCGUCGUCAUCCUGCACCUUCUCCUCGUUCCCGGGACGGCUUUUGUCACCGGAGGAGCACGUAUCAUUCAACAGGACCUCCACCCACACCUAACGCAGCUCAACCAUAGUCUUUUAACUCUCGGAGUACUGUCUCUGCUAAUACCCACGGCUUACUUCGCCGCCCUUAACACCUCAUUCUCGCCAAAUACGAAUGUCCCAGCUGUAAGCGUCGUCACCGACGAAGUGCGUGCCAACUUCCUCAAGAUGAGUCGUGGGCUCGCCGUUCUACUCCUAGUAGUCUACAUCUGCUCGCGCAUAUACUUGCACAACCCUCCAGGUGAAGACAACGCACUCAACUUGCACCUGGCCCCGCUCGCGCCGGAAGCGCUGAAAGACAAGGUGAAGAAAUUACGCAGCGAGGACCCAGAGGUCAACCAAUGGGUCUGCAUUGUGAUGCUCGCCAUUUGUAUCGGGCUCAUGGCAGCUACGGCUGAAUGGCUUGUCAAGAGCAUAGAGUUCGUCCGCGAAGAGUCCGGGAUCGAACUCGAAUGGUUCGGUCUAAUCCUCCUCCCUAUUGUAUCCUUCGCGGCGGACGGGGCCGUGGCAGUUGUCUAUUUCGUGCGGUAUAUGAUUCGCCAUUUCUUCCAUGAGCCCUCGCCACCGACGACGCUGGCAAAGGCAGAAGCGAUCGACCUCAGCAUCCAGUUUGUUCUGUUCUGGAUGCCAUUCUUUGUCUUGCUUGGUUGGUGGGAGGACCGGCCGCUAACUUUGCUUUUCGACUUGUUUGAAGUCGCCAUACUAGUUGGUGCUUGCUUCAUCGUCAAUUAUGUGACGGCAGACUCGAAAACAAACUGGGCAGAAGGAGUGGCUAUGGUCACUUUUUAUGCCAUGAUUGCUCUGUGUGCAUGGUUCUACCCUGGUCAACCAGAGAUUGGAUUCUUGUCGCAAUGCGAGAGUGUCCUAGAGGCUCUCCAGAAUGCUGUUGUUGGUGGUUCCAGUCAUGGAGAGUAA
Cyclocybe aegerita is the source of this 1566-nucleotide messenger RNA. The record is from the annotation of a GenBank genome assembly. Lineage: Eukaryota; Fungi; Basidiomycota; Agaricomycetes; Agaricales; Hemipholiotaceae.